AUGAGGCCGCGGCCGGACGGAAGGGCGCUCCGGGCGGGAGCAGCGCUGUCGCCCACGCUGCUGCUGCUGCUGCUGCUGCCGCCGCCGCCGCCGCUGCCCGGGCGCCUGUGGGCGGCGGGGACUCCCGCGCCGUUGUCGGCGACAGGGCCCGGGGCUCAGCAGGACGGCGCGCCCGGUGCGGGCCGAGUGAAGCGCGGCUGGGUGUGGAACCAGUUCUUCGUGGUGGAGGAGUACACGGGCACCGAGCCCCUGUACGUGGGCAAGAUCCACUCGGACUCAGACGAGGGUGAUGGGGCCAUCAAGUACACCAUCUCAGGUGAGGGCGCCGGGACCAUCUUCCUAAUAGACGAGCUGACGGGUGACAUCCAUGCCAUGGAGCGUCUGGAUCGCGAGCAGAAAACCUUCUACACGUUGCGGGCUCAAGCUCGGGACCGUGCCACCAACCGCCUGCUGGAGCCUGAGUCGGAAUUCAUCAUCAAGGUGCAGGACAUCAAUGACAGUGAGCCGCGUUUUCUGCACGGCCCCUACAUUGGCAGCGUGGCUGAGCUCUCUCCCACAGGCACAUCUGUGAUGCAGGUGAUGGCCUCAGAUGCGGAUGACCCCACUUACGGCAGCAGUGCCCGGCUUGUAUACAGCGUGCUGGAUGGCGAGCAGCACUUCACGGUGGACCCCAGGACCGGUGUGAUCCGGACCGCUGUGCCUGACCUUGACCGAGAGAGCCAGGAGCGCUACGAGGUGGUGAUUCAGGCCACAGACAUGGCGGGCCAGCUGGGUGGCCUCUCGGGCUCCACCACUGUCACCAUUGUGGUCACCGAUGUCAAUGACAACCCGCCCCGCUUCCCGCAGAAGAUGUACCAGUUCAGCAUCCAGGAGUCGGCAUCCAUUGGCACAGCUGUGGGACGAGUGAAGGCCGAGGACUCAGACGUGGGCGAGAACACGGACAUGACUUACCACCUUAAGGACGAGAGCGGCAGCAGUGGCAAUGUGUUCAAAGUCACCACGGACAGCGACACUCAGGAGGCCAUCAUAGUAGUACAGAAGCGCCUGGACUUUGAAUCCCAGCCCGUGCACACCGUGGUCCUGGAGGCCCUCAACAAGUUCGUGGACCCCCGCUUCGCUGACCUGGGCACGUUCCGCGACCAGGCGAUCGUGCGUGUGUCUGUGACCGACGUGGACGAGCCCCCCGAGUUCCGGCCGCCCUCCGGCCUCCUGGAGGUGCAGGAGGACGCGCAGGUGGGCUCCCUGGUCGGCGUGGUGACGGCGCGGGACCCCGACGCCGCCAACCGGCCCGUCCGGUAUGCCAUUGACCGCGACUCGGAUUUGGACCAGAUCUUUGACAUUGAUGCCGACACAGGUGCCAUCGUGACUGGCAAGGGACUGGACCGUGAGACAGCUGGCUGGCACAACAUCACCGUGCUGGCCAUGGAGGCAGACAAUCAUGCUCAGCUAUCCCGGGCAUCCCUAAGGAUCCGAAUCCUCGACGUGAACGACAAUCCCCCAGAACUAGCCACACCCUAUGAGGCAGCUGUGUGUGAGGAUGCCAAGCCAGGCCAGCUCAUCCAGACCAUCAGUGUGGUGGACAGAGAUGAGCCCCAGGGUGGGCACCGCUUCUAUUUCCGCCUGGUGCCUGAGGCGCCCAGUAAUCCUCAUUUCUCUCUACUUGACAUCCAAGACAACACAGCUGCCGUGCACACGCAGCACGUGGGCUUCAACCGGCAGGAGCAGGACGUGUUCUUCCUGCCCAUCCUCGUGGUGGACAGUGGGCCGCCCACGCUCAGCAGCACGGGCACUCUCACCAUUCGCAUCUGCAGCUGUGACAGCUCCGGUGCCAUCCAGUCCUGCAACACCACAGCUUUCGUCAUGGCUGCCUCCCUCAGCCCUGGGGCUCUCAUCGCUCUCUUGGUCUGUGUCCUCAUCCUGGUCGUGCUGGUGCUGCUGAUCCUCACCCUCAGGCGCCACCACAAGAGCCACCUGAGCUCGGAUGAGGACGAGGACAUGCGGGACAACGUCAUCAAGUACAACGACGAGGGCGGCGGCGAGCAGGACACGGAGGCUUAUGACAUGUCGGCCUUGCGGAGCCUCUACGACUUCGGCGAGCUCAAGGGCGGCGACGCGGGCGGCGGCGGAGGCGCGGGCGGGGGCGCGAGCAGCCCCCCUCAGGCCCACCUGUCCUCCGAGCGCCACUCGCUCCCUCAGGGCCCGCCGAGCCCCGAGCCGGACUUCUCAGUGUUCAGGGACUUCAUCAGCCGCAAGGUGGCGCUGGCGGACGGGGACCUCUCGGUGCCGCCCUACGACGCAUUCCAGACUUACGCCUUCGAGGGGGCGGACUCACCGGCCGCCUCGCUCAGCUCGCUGCACAGUGGCUCCUCGAGCUCGGAGCAGGACUUCGCCUAUCUCAGCAGCUGGGGCCCGCGCUUCCGGCCGCUGGCCGCGCUCUACGCCGGCCACCGCGUGGACGACGAGGGCCAAGCCUCCUAGCCCCCCACUGGACCAUGCAGUUCCCCACUCAGCCCCUUCCUCAACCUCCCCAUCCUCCCAGGGCGGCGGGACCGGAGGGGGGCUUGUUAGGGGCGGACUCUCCGGCGCCCCCCCAGGGUGCAGCUUUCGGGCCCAGAGGUGCAGAAUUAUGGCCAUGUCAUUAAAAGAGGCGAGACUGGCGCUGCGUGACUCUGCGGUCAGGAAGGAUGCCGCUCAGGCCUGGCUUGGAGCGCAGUGCUGGAGGGAGGAUGCGCUGAGAUGCCCCCACCCUGGUUUCCUGCAUCAAAGUUAAGAGGACAGGAGGGCUGACCAUUUACUGUGCACCCACUGUGUGCUGGGACGCUGUAAGGAGUCGUCGUGGUAACCACGAGGUGGGGUCCUGCAGGUACCAGAUGGGGAAGACCCCCCCAGAGAAGUGGUUGUGACCUGUCCGGGAACACAUAGCCGGUGCAUGCUGGGGCCUCUGGCACUAACCUGGCCUUGGACAAGUCAUUUCACUUCUCUGGGCCUCAGUUUCCUCAUCUGUCAAAUGAGGUUAAUAACAGAACCUACCUCGAAGAGUUGUGAGGAUAAGAAGGGUUCGUGUGUUGGGUGGUUAGGGCAGUGCCUGGCACAUAGUAGGUGUCCAAUAAAUGUUCGCCUUUGUUGCUUU
Molecule: messenger RNA, 3130 nt
Organism: Heterocephalus glaber (naked mole-rat)
Lineage: Eukaryota; Metazoa; Chordata; Mammalia; Rodentia; Bathyergidae
Gene: Cdh22
Product: cadherin 22
Biological process (GO): cell morphogenesis; cell-cell adhesion mediated by cadherin; homophilic cell-cell adhesion
Cellular component (GO): catenin complex; plasma membrane; adherens junction
Molecular function (GO): beta-catenin binding; cadherin binding; calcium ion binding
Source: RefSeq, a predicted model, not a curated record